AUGGCAGAAUUAGUGACAAUAGAUGAAGGGUUGUAUUAUGUGAUCAAAUUCUUUGAUGGAAUCCAGAUCAUUUCGGAUAACUGGGUUAUUCAAGAUGAAACCUUAGUAUAUUGGCCCAAAUUGCCGUUAAAAUGCGUCAUCAAAAUACUACGCACGAACAAAUAUCUUCUAUUGCUGCAGAAUGGCUUAAACAUGCGAAACAAAGAGUACAAAGAAAAUCUGACCAAACCUCCUCCACCAAACAUCACUAGACAAGAGCGAUUGGCCCUCCAAGACCUGAACAGGGACACAGACAUCAUCGUGCUCCCAGCCGACAAAGGCAACACGACAGUAGUCAUAAAUACAUCAGACUACAAGAAAAAGAUGAAGAACCUUCUCUCGGACAAAGCAUACAAAAAGCUUGAUAAAGAUCCGACUAAUACAAUCGCACAAAAAACCAAGACCCUAGUGGAGGAAAGCAACAUUCCCAGUAAAACCAAAUCGACAUUAAAACCUGCAAAUUCUCUCCCACCAAGACUGUACAGACUACCAAAAGUACACAAACCAAACAUCCCCUUCAGACCGAUUGUCAGCGCCAUACACUCCCCGACGUACAGCCUAUCCCGCUUCCUAGCACAAACACUACAACCCCUCACUGGAAAAACUGAAUCAUACAUCACUAACUCGACGGACUUUAUAAAAAAGAUCCAAAAGAUCCGACUACAUCCCACAGACCUGCUCGUAAGUUUCGACGUAGAAUCCCUUUUCACACAAGUACCAAUAAAAGACACACUAAACAUAAUAAAGGCCUCACACAAAGUCCCCUCUGACCUCAUCCCGCUAAUAGAGCACUGCUUAACAACCACCUACUUCUCCUACAACAACCAAUUUUAUGAACAAACUUCAGGAGCGGCAAUGGGCUCUCCCAUCUCUCCUGUAAUCGCCAACAUCUUCAUGGAACACUUCGAGAAAGAGGCCCUCGGAAAAACACCGAAAAAGCCAGAAGUUUGGUUCCGCUAUGUAGACGAUACAUUCGUGAUAUGGAGACACGGCAGAGCAGAACUCCGUAAAUUCCUUAUUUUCCUCAACAAACAACAUCCAAAUAUCCACUUCACCAUGGAUAUAGAGGAAAACGGGAAACUCCCCUUCCUAGAUGUUCUUGUCUCCAAAAAAGCUGACGGUACCUUAGGCCAUCAAGUGUACAGAAAACCAACACACACAGACAGGUACCUACAUGCUGAAUCGCACCACCAUCCAGCACAAAAACAGUCAGCAAUCAACUCACUAGUACAUAGAGCCUUCACUAUCUCUGACAAAGAACAUCUACAGACAGAACUCAACCACCUGAAACUAACCUUACAAAAAAACGGACACGACAAAAAAGACAUAACCAAAGUAAUCAAUAAACAUGCAAACAAGACAACGGUCCCUGACACACAACCAGACGAAAGGAUACUAGCCUUCCUUCCAUUUGUCAAAGGAACAACAGACCGAAUCGGCAGGAUAUUGAACAAACACAACAUCCGAACUAUCUUCAAACCACCCAAAAAGAUAGGACAAAUCUUAAAAAAUCCCAAAGAUCAAAGACCUCCACUCAGCUCCGCAGGAGUAUACAAAAUACCUUGCUCCUGCGGGCAAGUAUACAUCGGAGAAACCGGGAGAAUGGUCAACCUACGGAUAAAAGAACACCAACGCGAUGUCAGGCUAAAACACGCCACGCAGUCGGCACUAUCAGAACACAAUAUCGAAACAGGACAUCAAAUACAGUUCGAUAAAACGACCACAAUAGCCAACAUUGCAUCAUACUUUCCAAGAAAGUAUAGAGAAGCCAUAGAAAUACAAAAACACCCCAACAAUCUAAAUAGAGAUAAUGACUACAAUAUAAAUAAAAUAUGGAAGAUACACCAUCCUCCCGGCUAUUGA
Molecule: messenger RNA, 1902 nt
Organism: Mycetomoellerius zeteki
Lineage: Eukaryota; Metazoa; Arthropoda; Insecta; Hymenoptera; Formicidae
Exons: 3
Coding region: 1-1902 (633 amino acids)
Source: RefSeq, a predicted model, not a curated record